AUCCUAACAAUAUCAAAGAGAUUAAGAGAGUAACUAAUCGAACAAGUUUUGUUCAUCAUCCAAUUAGAAUGAUUUCAUAACGUUUUGACCCAGAAUUAAACCUUGAGGCUUGAGACAAAGCAAACUUGGGGAAAAAAUAUCUAAAAGUUGCAAUUAGUGAAAACUGAAACACGACAUCUGUAAAACGUUAGCUAUCAUCUUUUGGACUGAAAACCAGAUUACCAUUAGAGGAUUGUGAUUUGUGGCCUGUGGGUGAGGAAGAGAGAUGGAGUUGCAUCAUGGUGCUUUCAUGGAGAAAUUCACACUUCUUCCAUCUUCUUCUGGGCAACUUCCUUUAUCUGGUCUUUCUUUUGCUGUCAAAGAUAUAUUUGAUGUUGAAGGGUUGGUAACUGGAUUUGGGAAUCCGGAUUGGGCAAGAACUCAUCUAAAAGCCAAAUCUACUGCUCCUGUUAUUUUGGCUCUUUUGAAGGCGGGUGCUACUUGUGUUGGUAAAACUAUCAUGGAUGAAAUGGCUUACAGCAUCAAUGGAGAAAACAUACAUUAUGGUACUCCUAGAAACCCAUGUGCAGCUGAUCGAAUUCCUGGAGGAUCUUCUAGUGGAUCUGCAGUUGCCGUUGGGGCAAACAUUGUAGAUUUUUCUUUGGGUACGGAUACUGGAGGAAGUGUGAGAGUCCCAGCAGCAUUUUGUAAAAUUUAUGGAAUUCGGCCUUCUCAUGGGAUUGUCUCUGUUGAUGGUGUUAUUCCUAUGGCACAGAGUUUUGAUACAGUUGGAUGGUUUGCUAGGGAUCCGGCAAUCCUGAAGAGAAUUGGAAAUGUGCUACUCCCACCACUUGAUGCUAAUCUUACAAAUUCUAAGUCAAUAAUUAUUGCUGAGGAUUGCUUCAAGCUUCUAAACAUCCCCAUUGAUAGAGUAAAACAAAUUCUUGUCAAGUCAAUAGAGAAAUCAUUCGGUGGUCAGGUUAUCAAAUAUAGGAACCUUGGGGAAUACAUUGAGAUAAAUGUUCCUAACCUAAAGCAUUUUAUGAGCCAGAGUGGUCAUGCAAAAGAAUACAGCGUACCUUCAUUAAUAGCUCUCUCGAGUGCUAUGCGAAUUCUACAAAGAUAUGAGUUUAAGGUUAACCAUGGGGAAUGGGUUUCUUCCACUAAACCUGAACUGGGACCAGGAUUAAAGGAAAGAAUUUGGGAAGCUGUCUCAUCUAAUGAUGAUAAGGUUGACAUUUGCAAAUCUGUUAUGACUGAGUUUCGAGAUGCACUUACUUCAUUUCUGGGGGAUUCUGAUAUCCUUGCAAUCCCAACUGUUCCUGGUCCACCACCAAAAUUACAGACUGCAACAUCUUCGUUGGAAACUUUUCGCUCUAGAGCUUUUAGCUUACUCUCCAUCGCCGGAGUGUCUGGAUUUUGUCAGGUAAGUAUACCACUAGGUUUGUACGAUGAUCUUCCGGUGUCUGUUUCGUUGUUGGCCAAACAUGGAUCAGAUAUGGUUCUGCUAAAUCUUGUUGAAACCCUUUCUGGAACUCUUGAGGAGCAAAUUGAUGCUGAUCAAGGUUGUGAGUCUAACAAGAUUUGAAAUUUAUCUGUGUUCUUUCGCCAAUGUGCGUCCGACGCAUCUUCAGGUGAACUCUUCGACGUGUAUUCAUCCUGUUUACCCUAUGUAGAGUAAAUAAUUCCGACAAACAGCUAGUUUUUGUGAUAGUUUUUUGUAUCAACUUCUAGCAUAUAUAAAGAAAAGACACUAUAUACAACAUUUCAUUAGCACAAUGUGUCAUUAGUGACUCCUACCUUGGUGAGGUAUGUGAAAGUCAGAUGUAAGCAAUUAACCUUGUUAGUGGAAAGGGUAAUUGAAAUCAAUAGUUUGAUUAAA
Amaranthus tricolor (Joseph's coat) is the source of this 1861-nucleotide messenger RNA. RefSeq names its product amidase 1. NCBI's taxonomy places the organism in Eukaryota, Viridiplantae, Streptophyta, Magnoliopsida, Caryophyllales, Amaranthaceae. The transcript is spliced from 9 exons. The record is from RefSeq and is a predicted model, not a curated record. Bases 266 to 1567 code for a protein of 433 amino acids.